Sorghum bicolor (sorghum) is the source of this 2237-nucleotide messenger RNA. Its product is annotated as protein DETOXIFICATION 35-like. Lineage: Eukaryota; Viridiplantae; Streptophyta; Magnoliopsida; Poales; Poaceae. Gene Ontology annotation, biological process: xenobiotic detoxification by transmembrane export across the plasma membrane. Gene Ontology annotation, cellular component: membrane. Gene Ontology annotation, molecular function: antiporter activity; xenobiotic transmembrane transporter activity. The coding region runs from base 107 to 1678 and encodes 523 amino acids. The record is from RefSeq and is a predicted model, not a curated record. The transcript has 3 exons.
ACCUCAACCAGCAGAAUCCAUCCAUCCAUCUAGCAGUAGCAGCUGCCCGCCGGCGGCGAGCUGCAUGCUGCUAGAUCCAUCAUCUAAUAUAUAGACGGCCGGUGAGAUGACAAUACUACUAAUGGAACAGCAGGCGGCGGCGCCGCUGCUGGUGAAGAGGCGGCGGAGCGGCAGCAGCGCGGCGGUGGCCACCUGCAGCUGCAGCAGAUUAAUAACAUACGCGGCGGCGGCGGAGGCUUGGGAGGUUUUCCUCGUCGAGGCGGAGCGGCUGUGGGUGAUGGCGGCGCCCAUCACCUUCAACAUCCUGUGCCUCUACGGCAUCAACUCCGCCACGCAGCUCUUCGCGGGCCGCCUGGGCAACCUGGAGCUGUCGGCGGCCGCCGUGGGCCUCUCCGUCGUCUCCACCUUCUCCUUCGGCUUCCUCCUCGGGAUGGCCAGCGCGCUGGAGACGCUGUGCGGGCAGGCCUACGGCGCGGGGCACCUCCACCUGCUAGGCGUCUACGCGCAGCGCUCCGUCGUCAUCCUCGCCGCGUCCGCGCUCCUCCUCUCGCCGCUCUACCUCCUGGCGGCGCCCAUCCUGCGCGCGCUGGGGCAGGACGAGGCGGUUGCCGCGGCGGCGGGGGACUUCACGCUGCGCACGCUCCCGCAGCUCCUGUCGCUGCCGCUGGCGUUCCCGACGCAGAAGCUCCUGCAGGCGCAGGGCGAGGUCGGGGCGCUGGCGUGGAUCGGCGCCGCCGCGCUGGCCGCGCACGUCGCCAUGCUGGCGCUCUUCGUCCCCGUCCUCGGGUGGGGACUCCGCGGGGCCGCCGCCGCCUACGACGUCACGUCGUGGGUCGUCGCGCUGGCGCAGGUGGCCUACGUGACGCGGCGAUGCAGGGGAAGAGGGUGGGACGGCCUCUCGUGGGACGCGCUCCGGGGGCUCUGGCCGUUCGCCAGGCUCUCCCUCGCCUCCGCCGUCAUGCUCUGCCUCGAGGUCUGGUACAUGACGGUGCUCGUCGUCCUCACCGGCCGACUCGACGACGCCGAGAUCGCCGUGGGAUCCGUGUCCAUAUGCUUGAACGUCAACGGCUGGGAGGCGAUGCUCUUCAUCGGUCUGAACGCGGCGAUCAGCGUGCGCGUGUCCAACGAGCUGGGGUCCGGCCGGGCUCGCGCCGCCAAGCACGCGGUGGCGGCGGUGGUGGCGCAGUCGCUGGCCAUGGGGCUGGUGGCCAUGGCGCUGGUGCUGGCGUACCGCAACAGCUUCGCGGUGCUCUUCACGGGCGACCGGGACAUGCAGGCGGCCGUGGGGAAAGUGGCGCACCUGCUGGCGGCCACCAUGGUGCUCAACAGCGUGCAGCCGGUGAUCUCCGGGGUGGCCAUCGGCGGCGGCUGGCAGGCGCUGGUGGCCUACAUCAACCUCGGCUGCUACUACGCCCUGGGUUUGCCGCUCGGCUUCUGCCUGGGCUACCUCCUCCGGUUGGGCGCUCCGGGGAUCUGGGCCGGCAUGCUCUGCGGGACUGCGCUGCAGACGGCUAUCCUGCUGCUCCUCAUCUGGAGGACCGACUGGGAAGCCGAGGCUGCGCUGGCCAAGGAACGGAUCAGCGCGUGGAGUGGGGAAUGCCGCCAUGUCGAUGUCGUCAAGCAGCAGCAGGGGGAUACCGGCAGCGACAGCGACCUCAAGGCUAAUUUGCGAGUGUGACAUGCAUGCCAUGCCACAUGUACGAGCAGAGAGAGCAGGGAGGGACUUGCAUUAUUGGGCGUCCCGUACGUACGUGCUGGCACUGGCACGGCCUGCUCCUCUCUCUGCAUGCUUCGUGUGUGACCUCCACACCACACACGAGGAAACGUCGGCACAGGCAUGGCCGGCUAUGGCACAUCUGCACACGUCUUUCUACUCUACUGUACUGUGCGUUUUGGGAUUUGACAAUCGGGUUUGGAUCUAGCAUUCUAGCUAGCAGUGCUCAGUCCAUGGAUCUGUGUCUUGUGCAAGGUUAGGCCCCCAAACAGUUUGUAACUGUUCGAUCAGCACGUUAGCUGAUACAUGCAUGUGAUUCACAUAGCAAAAACAAAUUCAUGAAUGCAAUAUAUAUAUAGCAAAAAAGAUCAUAUCACCAAAAAGAAAGAAAAUAUUUUUCUAUUUCCGAUUGCAACGGUCAGAUUAUUGUAAUUUUUUUUCGCAAAGGUUGAUCACACUAAAGAAUCGUGGACGAUGAUUGUAGUAACAUGCAUGUCAACGAAAAGAGCAAGAUGAAACUAAA